Messenger RNA from Saccoglossus kowalevskii, 623 nucleotides. Its product is annotated as putative FERM domain-containing protein FRMD8P1. Lineage: Eukaryota; Metazoa; Hemichordata; Enteropneusta; Harrimaniidae. Gene Ontology annotation, cellular component: plasma membrane; cytoskeleton. The record is from RefSeq and is a predicted model, not a curated record. Gene Ontology annotation, biological process: negative regulation of canonical Wnt signaling pathway.
CUAUUAUCUUUGGGUUAUGAUGAUUUGUCCUGGGAAUACACAGAACCACAUGAUCGAGCUAUGACAUGUUUACCCUGUCUCUGGUUACAGUUUGAUAUUGAAGAGCUUGGUAACAAAGUCAGCAAACUACUUCAAGUGUUUUCCAAACAGGCUGUCAUGAUGAAUGCAAUGAUAGAGGCUUGUGUUGAUGAAUUAAACAAAGUGGAUCCAAUGAGACAAGGUGUGUGCAGUACAGAACACUUGGUCACAGAUUCUGCUGCUGAUACAGUAGAUGCACCACUUCUUGAGGUUUCUGAGCCAGUUAAAUGUGUUACAUCUCAAAUCAACAGACUUUCUUUAGCUACAUUUUCUAAUGCAGGUGAACUUGUACACAAACCAAACAGAAGACCAUUUUCAUUGACAACCCUUUUUAAGAGACAGGACAGUUCAACAUAGACUACUGUAAAUUGUUUUAAUUUCAUAAGACAAUUUUUUGCAAAUUGCGUGAGUGGAAAACAUGAAAUUUUGUAGCUGUAAAUAUUUGUAUGCCUACGCCGUUGAGUUUGAGAGACUUUCGCAAAAUUUUCUACGUCAGAGUACACAUUUACAGUCAUGCUUGCAAUUAUGUAUGCUAAAUAAGUGAG